GGGGGCGACAAACUUAUGUCUCCACGCAAGAAAAAAGCGACAACCCCGGUGACGUCAUCACUUCGCGCACUGACGUUGUUUGUUGGCGCAUAUAAACCUGACAGCUGCUUCCUGGUGUCCUAACAAUGGAGAAUGGUAGCGGAGAGCAGACACUUCAUCCAAAGGCGGUCUCUCAAAGCCAGCAGCCGUGUCGCUUCUUCUCUCAAGGAAAACGCUGCAACUUUGGUUCCAAGUGCAGAUUUUUACACAUCAGAGAGAAUUCCAGAUUUGACCUCGAAGAAACAAUCAGGACUUCCUAUCAGGCGGAGAGCACGUCACUCCCACAAGUGGGGUUCGGCGGCGAUGUGGAGAACACGCAUCCGCUCACAACCAAGCCCAAGGCGUCCACAGGUGCCGGACGCCGCGCCUGUCGGUUCUUUUUAUCAGGGAACUGCACGAUGGAGGACAGGUGUCGCUUCUGGCAUCCACCUCAGUCGCUCUCAACGAGUGACAAUGUCCAAUCUGCAACCCAGGCCACCUUUGAGCAAAAAAGAGCGCCGGCGCCUCGUCCGAAUAUCCUCCAGGAGGUCAAGCUGUGUGAUCUGACGGAGGACGUGGCCGCACAGCUACGGGAGACUGAGAUCAAGCAGCUGAAGAGACGUUUCCCCAAAGAGCGUCUAAUAGUCCAAGAACGAAGCGACGGAAAGGUUACUUAUUACAGGGCAACUGUGGAAGCGUCGGACCCAGACUGGCCUUUUGAUCUGAAAGAAAUUGACAUCAUGGUGAGCUUUCCGGACACCUACCCUAAGGAGAUUUUCACUCUGGAUAUUCCAUUGGAUCAAGAUCUGCCUUUAGUGAUGGGAAGGCACGUGCAGCAAGCGUCGCUGGAGUGGCUCCAAGCAAAGCACGCCACCAACCAACUCCUUGGCAAAGUCGAGCUGCUCUUCCGGCCUUUUCUCCGCUGGCUCGAUCGCAGUUUGGAGAAGCUUUUCACAGAAGGAGCCAGACAGUUGAAAAAGGACAUUGAUUUAGAAAAAGCCGGGCUGCAGUUCAUACCGUAUCAGGAGCUUCAAGCAGCAGCGUGUGACAAAUCAAGCGACCAUCAUUCAUCAGAGGCCGCGGAUGAGGAAGAGGAAGCCGGUGAUGAAGGCGACAGGGUGGUGGAGGAAGCACCAGGUGGCGAGGAAGAACGGCAAGAAGAGGAGGACGCGACUCACUUGGUGGAAAAUAUAAAGAUCAGUGACGUCCGCAGAGGCACAGAAGUGAGGCUCCUUGGCUUGCGACUGGGAGAGAACACGGCAACUGUGGUCGGCCAGUACAUCACUGUGUGUCUGCAGUGCAACAGGUGUAAGGUGACAGCAGACCUGGGGCUGAGUGGAAAGACCACCUGCACAGCUCAGUGUGAGAAGUGCAAUGCAAGCAUCAGCGCCGCGUUCAGACCCUGCAUGCUGCACCACUACAGCGACGUCUUGGGAUACCUGGACCUCCAAAACGCCGUUCCCGCCGACCUCGUGCUUCAAGAGUGCCACCUGGCCGUGGGCUGCCUCAGCUGCUCCGAGGACAGCUCCCUGCAGAACCUUUGCUACGGCCAAACAAAGGAGGUGAACUGUGAGAAGUGCCACAGCAAGUUAAGUCUCUUGGCUGAGAGCGCCAGGUUCCAAUACAUCCAAGCACGCAGCAACAAGACAGGUCCAAAUGCUUCUUCUGUUCAUUUGAAGACCGUAAGAGAUCCUGCCGUUCAAAAGGGGAAGCCUCUACCCGAAAAAGGAGCGUGCAAACAUUACAAGCAGAGCCAUCGCUGGCUAAGGUUUCCAUGCUGCGGCCGGGCCUACCCCUGUGACGUGUGCCACGACGAGGACCAGGACCACCCCAUGGAGCUGGCCACCCGGAUGAUCUGUGGCUUCUGCGCCAAAGAACAGCCGUACGGCAACGGGAAGCCCUGCGUGACCUGCGGCAGCAUGAUGACCAGAGGAGCUCACACCAGCCACUGGGAAGGUGGACUGGGAUGCAGGAGCAAAGUCAAAAUGUCCAGAAAUGAUCGGCACAAAUACGCCAACAGCAACAAGACUAUUUCCAAGAAGGCCAGCGAAAAGAAGUAGAACUAUUAUGUCUAAAUAUGAUUCAUUCAAAGAAUUUGUCAUUUUCCUCCAAUAAAUCAUGUUGUAAUGAU
Nerophis lumbriciformis (worm pipefish) is the source of this 2149-nucleotide messenger RNA. RefSeq lists its product as uncharacterized. Gene Ontology annotation, molecular function: zinc ion binding. The record is from RefSeq and is a predicted model, not a curated record. Lineage: Eukaryota; Metazoa; Chordata; Actinopteri; Syngnathiformes; Syngnathidae.